Panthera uncia (snow leopard) is the source of this 1843-nucleotide messenger RNA. It is a transcript of the gene TASL, whose product is annotated as TLR adaptor interacting with endolysosomal SLC15A4. The transcript is spliced from 2 exons. The record is from RefSeq and is a predicted model, not a curated record. Lineage: Eukaryota; Metazoa; Chordata; Mammalia; Carnivora; Felidae. Bases 280 to 1170 code for a protein of 296 amino acids. Gene Ontology annotation, biological process: regulation of toll-like receptor signaling pathway.
AAAAAGGGGAAGAAACACCAUUCUGUGGCUCGAUGUGGGUUUGUCAGUUACUGCCUCCCCGCUUCCUGGGACUUCCCACUGUUCUUGAGCACAAAUCAGACUCGAGCAAAAACAACUCUUUCCAUGGGAUCAGCUAUAAGAAGAAUGGCCGUACAAAGAGCAGCUUAGUUUCUUGGAAGGCUGGUGGACAUUUCUGGAAAAGGCACAGCUGACUUACUUGUCCCUAUAUGGUCAUUUGCUGUUUCCUCCGGACCAAAGGAGCAGAUUGGUUCGCGAAGGAUGCUGUCAGAAGGGUAUCUCAGCGGACUUGCCUACCAGAAGGACAUCCACUGGAGCUGUUCAUCGUAUAAUGAGCAGGUGGCUGAGGAGGAAGAAGAGACAAAAUCUGCUACUCAUUCCUAUUGCUCUGCGGAUGAGACUCAAGUCCGAAGUCUGUACGUGAGCUGCAAAUCCUCAGACAAGUUUAUGUCUUCAGUGCACGCGCGAGAGAGCCAACACAGUGGAAAGCAGAGAACCAUAAUGCUGCAGACAAACCCCAACCCUGUGUUUGAGAGCCCCACCUUGGCUGCAGUGGAAAUAUGUAGAGACUCGAGCAGAGAGACCUACUUGGUUCCACCUUCCUGUAAGAGUAUUUGCAAGAAUUACAAUGACUUACAUAUUGCAGGUGACCAGGUGAUGGCUAUUAAUUCAGUGACGACGGAUUUCCCCGCUGAGAGCAGUCUUGACUACGGCCCUUUGCUGAAAUCAUCGGAGAUUCCUCUGCCCAUGGAGGAUUCCAUUCCCACUCAGCCCAGCGACUUUCCCCAGAAACCUAUCCAGAGGUAUUCGUCGUACUGGAGAAUAACCAGCGUCAAGGAGAAAAGCAGCCUGCAAAUGCAGAAGCCAGUUUCUAACGCAGCACUGAACGAAUACUUGGAGCAGAAGCUGGUAGAAUUAUACAAGCAGUACAUUAUGGACAUUGAGUUUCAUGACAGUUCUCCCACCCAGAUUCUGGCGUCCGAACUCAUCAUGACAAGUGUGGAUCAAAUUAGUCUCCAAGUGUCCAGAGAGAAGAAUCUGGAGACCUCCAAAGCCAAGGACAUAGUCAUUAACUGCCUAUUACAGCUGGUAUCGGGUGAAAUUAGCACACCUAGUCUCCGCAUUUCUCAGUACAGCAACGUCAAUCCAUAGAGAGAAGGUUGCGGCCCGCCUUCUCGACCCCUCCAAAUGCGAGCAACACUUCCUUCAUUUAUUCUGAGAAUGUGCAGGAGGUGGGGGUGAAGGGGAGUCCAGAGCUGAAAAAAGCAAGGUUGGACAGAGGUCAAGUGUGAAUUCAAAGGAAAUCCCUUACUAUUGCACGUAAUGAAGGCAUGUGGGAAGAGCAUCCAGAAAGACUCAUUGCAAAGCAAAGGUCGUAUAGCAACAAAGCACAAAUAAAAAUGAUCCAACGGGCGCCUGGGUGGCUCAGUCAGUUAAGCCUCGAACUUCGGCUCAGGUCAUGAUCUUGCGGUUUGUGAGUUUCGGCCCCGCGUCGGGCUCUGUGCGACCGCGCGGAGCCUGGAGCCUGCUUGGAUUCUGUGUCUCCCCCUCUUUCUGCCCCUCCCCCGCUCAUGCUGUGUGUCUCUCUCUCUCUCUCCUUCGAAAAUAAAUAAAAACAUAAAAAAAAAAAGAUCCAAAAAGUAAACGUAUGAUUCACUUAAAGAGUAGAUGAGAUGAAAAAGGAGCCCAGCCAAAGAACAUCCACCACGGAAAAACAAAAAUGCAAAGGUUUCAGGGUAAAGAGUUAUUGUUUGUUAACCCAAUUAAUUCCUCCAAGUUUUUUUUUCUUGAGAGAAAUGGACUUCAGAAGGGUGCUGUAUAUGGG